GAGGAUGGCAUCGCGCGCAGGGGAAUUCACUCCAACCGCUACGCCCGCGGGGAUGCCAACCGGUGUGGUAGUGCCUGCCUUGCCAGUUACACCGACAUCGACCGCCGUUCCUGCGCCUACACCUACUGCGAGCCCGACACCAACGGCAACCGGGACGCCUUUGCAAACUGCCACCUCAACGGCAACGGUGCUCCCCUUGCCCACUUACACCGCGACCGCUACGGUUAUGCCGACAUUUACGGCAACGGCUACCUCUACGUCCACGCCUUUUGCGACUGUCACUCCGACUCAUACACCCACCAUCGCUCUACCGGUUGCGAAUCGGUGGUGAACGUCAACAGGGCCGGUGUGGAAGAACUGGAGGAGCUACCGGGCAUUGGACCUGUAAAGGCGCAAGCCAUUGUGGACUAUCGCAAUGCCCACGGCGACUUUGCGAAUGUCGAAGAACUCGAUGAAGUGGAGGGGAUAGGCGAGAAGACGCUAGAGAAAAUCGAGCCUUGCGUAAUCUUCGAGUAG
Molecule: messenger RNA, 516 nt
Organism: Geodia barretti
Lineage: Eukaryota; Metazoa; Porifera; Demospongiae; Tetractinellida; Geodiidae
Source: the annotation of a GenBank genome assembly